CUAUAGUCACUAUACGCCGUGGAUGUGUCCAGAAAGAUUCGUAUUGUAUCAUCUUUGUCAUCGAUGCGCCGGGAGUGCUGUCAAACAAUAAGUAAAACCAUCGUCGUUUCCAGCGAAUUGAUCGUGUCGCGUACGACAUGGGAGACGGCAAAGAAGGCGAACGACAGCCGCUGCUGAAAAACGAAAAUGUCACAUACAGCUCCCACGGCAGUGAUGCCUUCGAAGAAUCUCAAUCUACCGUCAAUACGGUGUCCACGAUCGGACCGGACGAACUGCCACCGCCGUAUCAGUCCGCCACUCAAGGUGGCAUGCCAAUGGUCACUUGUAGGGUCUGUCAAGCUAUGAUAGAUAUCUCUGGCAAAAGAGAUCAACAUGUUGUCAAAUGCAGCCAGUGCAACGAAGCUACACCAAUACGAAAUGCACCACCAGGGAAGAAAUAUGUACGAUGCCCAUGUAACUGCCUGCUUAUAUGCAAAAGUUCUUCACAACGUAUUGCUUGUCCAAGGCCCAACUGUAAACGUAUCAUUAAUUUAGCUCCAAGUCCUAUUACACCACCAGUACUAUCUAUGCCAGGCAUGUGCAGAGUAGGCUGUGCUCAUUGUCACGACACAUUUUUGUUUAACACAUUAAAUAAUGCUCUGGCUCGAUGUCCACAUUGCCGUAAGAUAUCUUCAGUUGGUCCAGACUUUGCUAGAGGACGGGGGAUUGUAUUUAUUAUUGUUGGGAUUAUAACUUUAAUUAUUGCUAUAGCUGUAACGCUAGGGACAUACAGAUAUGUAAAGACAAAUGGUGGAAUUUAUGUAGCUUAUGUUGGUGCAUUUUUGUUGGCGCUUUUAUGCUUGGGCCGCAGCAUUUAUUACUGUACUAUGAAGAUCAGUUUGAUAGAGGGUCCCAUGUAGUUUCCCUAAAUGAUAAUCUACUAACAAUAAUACAAAAAUCAAUCCCAUUGAAAUUAAUAUCGCGCGUAUAUAAUCUAUUAAUUAAUAAUCUAUUUAGAACAAAUGUUUAUUAUAAUAUGACAUUUCAAGUCAUUUUAAGACAAGAACGAUAGAUAUAUAACACAUGGCCAUAUGUGCAUAUAUUGUUCUGUAUUUAUAUUGCAUGUAUACAUUUUUCUAUAAUGUGUAUAUGCAUAUGAACGUUUGUAAUUAGGAAAAGGGAGCUAACACUUGUGGGGCUUUCUUCAGGUAAAAUAAGGAAUGUAGUAAAAUUUGGGGAACCCAUACUCUAUAAAGGAUUGUUCCUCUGCACUUUUAUAUACACAAGAAUAGGACCAAUAUAAUCGUAGGUUCCGAUUUUUAUUUUCAAUUUCUGACUAGUGACACACUCUACAUAUAUCUGCUUUCUUUCGACAUAUACCUGCUGUCUUAUGAUACAUAUAAAUAAAUUACAGGUGCAUAUGUGCUCAUAUUGUUUUGAACAUAUGUAUAGAAUAAGUUAAAUUCACAUCUAUAUGCAAGAAUCGUGUUUUUAAAUUCGUUUCUUACAUUCUAUAUACAAGUAUUACAUGUAUUGAAAAUAUAAGAUUGCAUUAUGUCAAAUAUAUUUCUGAAUUUAUAUCAUAGAUUUUGGCAUGUGAAUGAAAUAUGGGAUAUAAGUGCAUGAAUGUAUAUAUUAGCUAUAUUAAUAUUAAAUAAUGUCAGAUUUAAAUAUAUGGUUAUCGUAUGAAAAAUGUGCGAUACUUAAAUAUAAUUGUAAUAACUUGCCGAAGUCAACUUCGACAGCUAUAAACAUUCAAAAUGUAAAAUAUAUAAGUGUGACAUAUUUACACUGUUCUUU
Messenger RNA from Harpegnathos saltator (Jerdon's jumping ant), 1779 nucleotides. Its product is annotated as type 1 phosphatidylinositol 4,5-bisphosphate 4-phosphatase. Gene Ontology annotation, biological process: phosphatidylinositol dephosphorylation. Lineage: Eukaryota; Metazoa; Arthropoda; Insecta; Hymenoptera; Formicidae. Gene Ontology annotation, molecular function: phosphatidylinositol-4,5-bisphosphate 4-phosphatase activity. The record is from RefSeq and is a predicted model, not a curated record. The transcript has 6 exons. Gene Ontology annotation, cellular component: plasma membrane; late endosome membrane; phagocytic vesicle membrane. The coding region runs from base 138 to 899 and encodes 253 amino acids.